This is a messenger RNA of Tigriopus californicus, 1813 nucleotides long. RefSeq names its product rhomboid-related protein 2-like. The transcript is spliced from 5 exons. Gene Ontology annotation, molecular function: serine-type endopeptidase activity; calcium ion binding. The record is from RefSeq and is a predicted model, not a curated record. Gene Ontology annotation, cellular component: membrane. NCBI's taxonomy places the organism in Eukaryota, Metazoa, Arthropoda, Copepoda, Harpacticoida, Harpacticidae. The coding region runs from base 429 to 1721 and encodes 430 amino acids.
GGACGAUUUUGACCUAGGGGCUCAUUUCAGCGUUAGCAACACUGGCGAGGCAAAACAAAUUCCGGGGAGUCAAUAAAAAAUAAUCCAAUGUAAACCUUCAUCGUGCGACAAAUCACAAAGCAAAAGUCGGCAGAUUAUUGUGACAUCCGACUGAUAGGAUGGUUAUCCAACUAUCAAAUAACUAACUGAGACCCCAAGCAGUUGGAAUCUGAAGAGUAUGGAUCCAGAGUGGAUUGACUGAUUUGAUGUCGUCUUAUCUCUCUGUGUUCGAUGUGAUUGCAACAUAGGAGUAAUUCAUAUUAGGGUGUUUUGUGCUUUCCCUCUGCUGUGUGAUCCUCACGUCUUUCGGAUCACGGCAGCGCAAAAGGAGGUGCAUUAUCUAUUCAUACUUAUCAACGCCCUGAGGUGAUUCCCUUCCGCAUUCCCGCAUGAAUACGAUGACCCAGAGCCACGAAGAUCAAGUGGGUCAGCAUGCCCAUCCCACCUGCUCCACGGAUUUGGCCCAUCUCCAUCAGCUCUGUUUCCCGCUGAUUCAGCGCUCGCUCUCCUUGCAAGGAUCCGGCGAUCAGGUGGAUUAUGGCACGCCCCUGACCCCUUUGAGCGAGGGCUCGGUACCUGGGUACGAUCAAGUCGACGCCAAAGGCACAUUCAAGCUUCGCGACAUUGAGAAAGAGCUCAAAGAGAACGUGGGUCGCCAACAUUUGGAGAACGAAUUGGGUCUGUCGUGGACCAAAAUCCGGGAAGUGCUCAAACGCGCCGAUAAGAACGGCGACGGAAAAGCCCAAUACGGAGACUUUCUGUUGGCCCUCCAGCAUUAUCGGAUCGACAGCGAGGAAUGCGGGCCCUUCAAGAAAAUGGUCCGGGCCUUUGCCUACGUGGAGGAGUUCCACACGUUCCCGCCGCCCUUGUUCAUUAGCAUCGUGACUCUGAUGGAAUUGGGGAUCUUCAUCUACCAUGCGGUUCACUUACCUCGAGCUCAUGGACUGCCCAUGACUUGGGAAGGGCCUGUGCCUUAUUGCUCAGUUUUGAUCUACAACCCCUUCCGGCGUUGGGAGGCGUGGCGGUUCUUGACCUAUAUGUUCGUUCAUAUCGGGAUUGGCCAUUUCGUGUUUAACAUCAUCAUGCAACUAAUCGUGGGGCUCCCGCUGGAAAUGCAACAGGAGGGCUGGGUCGGUUCUUUGAGGGUGGCCAUGGUUUAUUUGUGUGGGGUUGUGGCUGGUUCCUUGGGAACAUCGUUGGUGGAUGCCUAUACGUAUAUGGCGGGUGCCUCGGGCGGUGUGUACGCAUUAAUUGCCGCCCACUUGUCUACGUUGAUCUUGAAUUGGAAGGAAGACAGUUCCAUUCGCAUCAAGAAGGUUAUACAUCAACCAUUGACGCGCAUCGUCCGAUUAUUAUUCAUUGUUCUACUCACCGUUCAUGACUUGGGCUUGGCCAUUUAUGUCAGAUAUUACGCCCAAGAAGAGAACCGCACGGGUUUUAUGGGCCACUUGUGCGGGGCUAUCGCUGGAUUUCUCGUGGGGGUUUUCGUUCUGGACAAUCGACGGGUCCAACGUUGGGAAGUCAUAUGGCAAAGGAUUGCUUGGGGGAUCUUUCUCGCCCUCAUCGGGGCGGCCAUCCUGUGGAAUGGCGUGGGCAACUUGUGCACCAAUAACUCGUUCUUCCCGCCCUCAGAUUUUCGCGCCUUGGACGGCGACAGUGGUAAUUGUCAGCUGUACCUGUGAAUACACAUUGACCAAUCAGUCAAUGGUGACUAGUGAACGUAGAAGAAAAUAUAUAAAUUAUUUUGCGCACAAUAAAUGAAGCCUGAAUUCGC